Molecule: messenger RNA, 2254 nt
Organism: Ectocarpus sp. CCAP 1310/34
Lineage: Eukaryota; Phaeophyceae; Ectocarpales; Ectocarpaceae
Source: the annotation of a GenBank genome assembly
AUGGACACUGUUCCCGCGGCAGUAAUGCAAAGCGGCAAACUGCACCUGGCAACCACCGUCGCGGAAAUCGUGGCCCACGACGCUGGAGGAGUAGAGAGAUUCGUAAACACCACGUCAGUAAGCACCGCUCGCGGGAGAAGGGAGACAACCGCGGGCACCGCGGGCGGGCACCGCGGGAAGGGAGUGCUGCACCCUUCUCGUCAAAACACCACAGGCAAGUACCGAGCUCUGCAGAGAUGGAUUGAUGCGAGGAAACUCGCCGCUCGGAAAAUACUGAAGAAAGCACACCCGCUACGCGAGGCGGACCGAGAGAGACACGAGACCGCAGCGGCCGUCAAGGCGGCUGCGAAGAAGGAGGCACGAGAGGGCGGCCUACCGUUCGGCACGUUCAACGUACGCACGCUCGCCUACAGCGGUAGGAACCCCAUCGGUCACAACGUGAUGACGGUCAUGCAGAUUUGUUCCGCGACCGGCUGUGAUGUGAUGGAACUUCACGAAAGCCGACGAGAGGGGCAAGGUUCAAUUGCACACGACGGGUACGUGAUCAUCUGGAGUGGCGCCCGUGCUGGCACCAAGGACAAGAGGGGCGUACACGGUGUGGGCAUAGCGAUCAAGGAGGCCAUGUGGGAGAGUGUGGGCGAGGAAGGUAGGACGGUGGAGUGCAUUAGCCCGAGGCUGAUGAAGGUGCGUCUACAAAUUGGCCGCACCUGCGGAGUAACUUUCGUGGUGGGGUACGCCCCCACGGAAACUGUCCGCACCACCGCGGGCGGUGACGUUAACGCCAAGGACUCCUUCCGGGCUUCUCUCGACGCAGCUAUCCGGGAGGUUCACAGCUGUGACCAUCUCGUGGUGCUAAUGGACGCCAACGCACGUACUUGUAGGAGGCGAGACGGGUGCUGCGAUGCCAAGAUUAUGGGCGCGUACGGACGCGACAUUAUGAACAACAACGGGGAACGACUCCUUGGACUGGCAUCAGACAACCAACUCUCCCUGACUAACACCUACUUCCGGACACCGAAAGGUGGAAGGCAGCACACAUUCCAGAGCUCGGACAAGGGGAAGGAGAAGAAACGCCUCGAAUUCAUCGUCAUGCGUCAGACGGACCGGCGUUUCGUGCGUAUUGCCUCCGUCAAACGUGUCGACUUCAAGGACUCUGACCACAACCUCGUGCUAACGACUGUCCGCUUCCCCCCCCGUGUCGCACCCAACCGACGAGUGCUGGGGAACAGCGGAAGCAGCCGGAUCCGUAUCGACCUCGAGCGGUUAACGAAGGACAAACACUUACGGGUCCCAUUCCAAAACAGGGCCUCCAGCCGCCCACCGCCCACGGCGCUCAGGUGGCCAAUGGGAGAGAGCGCCGCCGAGCUGACGGCUACGGCAGGCUGCGAGGAAACCAUCGAGGCCACCGUGCGCAAACGGAGACUGUGUUUCGCGGGCUUUGUUAUGCGCAUGGAGGACAACGGCCUCCCCAAGCGCAUGCUGUUAGGAGCGAUGGCGGGGGGGUUGGGAUACCGGGGCGGGCAGGAGAGCGACUGGGUGUCUCGUCUAGGAGCGGACCUCGUGGCCUUCAACAUGGGAAACGAAAAUGAAGGGGGGGAAAUAGAAAGGGAUCGCCAAGGACCCGGAGGUGUGGUACAACAAGGUCGAGGACGGGGCGGCAUGGCUCAUGAGGAAAUGGCACAGGCAGGAGGCGGAAGCGUCCGCGAAGCGCCAGCGCGCGAGGGAAGCAGAAGCAGAGAGUGCGGCCAUCUCAGGACCGAAGAGAAAAAGAGUCGGGGAAGCGGCGGUGGGGGGGAAGAAACGGCGACCGGGCACUGCUGUAGAAGCGAGUAGGGCGGCCGAGGCAGCACUUGUGGCGAACCAUGUACCCGGGUGAUGUUGUUGCGCCCUGUUUCCCUCCCUGCUGUAUGCUAUACUCCUUUGUGUGUGUCCUUUGUAUUGCCUUCGGCCUCUGUGCUGUGUUUCUUUUUGUCAUUUUUUUUCAUGUCCUCCCUGCCUACUCUGCUGUGUUGGGUACCUGAUCUCGCUUUUGCUGUUGCUUUUGUUUUUUGUACAUCUGGCUGUCUGCCCAUCUGCCGCCUCUUUGUCCUGUUUGCUCCGUUACUCCCAUGCCCUGGUGCGUAGUGCCUGGUGCUGGUACGUUAACCUUUUCUUUAGGCGGGUGUGGGAAGCGUCCUCCUUUAUUUUUGUUUUUGUUUUAUUUUGAUCGGUUUCCGAGGGCUCUUUUCUCGAACGGUCGGUGCAGUAUCUGUUA